AUGGGGCCAUAUGGGGUGGCCAUGUGGGUUCUGCCCCACAUCACGACCCCAACAUCCCCCAACCCCCCCCCAGACUUCCAGAAUUACCUCCGCACGCAGACGGGCAACACCACCACCAUCAACAUCAUCAUCUGCACCGUGGAUUACCUGCUGCGCCUGCAGGAGUCCAUCAGCGAUUUCUACUGGUAUUACUCGGGGAAGGACGUCAUCGACGAGCAGGGGAAGCGCAACUUCUCCAAGGCCAUGGCUGUGGCCAAGCAGGUCUUCAACAGCCUCACCGAGUACAUCCAGGGUCCGUGCACGGGGAACCAGCAGAGCCUGGCUCACAGCCGCCUGUGGGACGCCGUGGUCGGAUUCCUGCACGUCUUCGCCCACAUGAUGAAGAAGUUGGCACAG
This is a messenger RNA of Phasianus colchicus (ring-necked pheasant), 396 nucleotides long. Lineage: Eukaryota; Metazoa; Chordata; Aves; Galliformes; Phasianidae. The record is from RefSeq and is a predicted model, not a curated record.